This is a messenger RNA of Tachysurus vachellii, 2114 nucleotides long. RefSeq names its product solute carrier family 10 member 4 (gene slc10a4). The transcript is spliced from 3 exons. Gene Ontology annotation, cellular component: membrane. Gene Ontology annotation, biological process: bile acid and bile salt transport. The record is from RefSeq and is a predicted model, not a curated record. Gene Ontology annotation, molecular function: bile acid:sodium symporter activity. The coding region runs from base 211 to 1416 and encodes 401 amino acids. NCBI's taxonomy places the organism in Eukaryota, Metazoa, Chordata, Actinopteri, Siluriformes, Bagridae.
CACUACUUUUGACUGACUCUCACGGCAGUGAUUGUGCUCAUAUCUGAGUCUCUGAGCUUAUGCAUGUGUCCUCAGUGGUGCCAUUUGCAGCCUUAACGGACACGCGCGCACUCCAAUGUCACGUCACCAUGAGAGCGCGCUGCUGAACGCGUAGUCGCUCAGAGGCUCUCCGGGUUUCUCUUAGCUUUACUCCCGGGAUCUGAGAACACAAUGGUGAACUCCAGUUUUGAUCCUUCCACUGCGGCGAUUCUAGACUUCCCGGAGAAUGUCAUGAACGCAUCAGAGAUCACGGACGUUGCUUUGGCGAGUUGGAGCGCGUCGGAGGAUCCGGCGGUACCCGCGCGCGCGGUCGUGGCGUUCUGGGACUCGCCGUUAAGCCAUGGCAUGAACGUAGUGGUGGGCUUCAUCCUGUGUUUCACCAUGCUCGGGCUCGGCUGCACGGUGGAGCUCAGUCAUAUAGGCGAGCACGUGCGCAGGCCAGUCGGGGUUCUCCUCGCGGCCAUCUGUCAGUUCGCCAUCAUGCCGCUUGUGGCUUUCUUACUGGCGCUCGCCUUCUCUCUGGACGACGUGGCCGCCGUGGCGGUGCUGCUGUGCGGCUGCUGCCCGGGGGGCAAUCUGUCUAAUCUCAUGACCCUCCUGAUCAACGGCGAGAUGAACCUCAGUGUUAUAAUGACCAUCUCGUCCACGGUGCUGGCGCUGCUGCUCAUGCCCCUGUGCUUGUGGCUGUACAGUCGUGCGUGGAUCGACACGCCGGUGGUGCAGCUGCUGCCGUUGGGCGCCGUCACUCUCACCGUGUGCAGCACACUCAUCCCCAUCGGACUCGGGGUCGCCCUCAGGUCUCGUUACCCGCGCACCGCCGACAUAGUUCUCAAGGUGUCUCUGUGGUUGAUGCUCAUCACACUGGUGCUACUGUUCAUCAUGACAGGUGUGAUGUUGGGGCCCAAGUUGCUGGCGACCAUCCCUCCUGCCGUGUACGUAGUUGCCGUGCUGAUGCCUAUGUCGGGAUAUGCAGCAGGCUACGGGCUGGCCAUGGCUUUCUCUCUUCCACCCAACAGCUGCCGCACCGUAUCACUAGAGACGGGAUGCCAGAACGUCCAGCUCUGCACUGCCAUCCUGAAGCUGACUUUCCCGCCACAGCUCAUGGGGGCGAUGUACAUGUUUCCUCUGCUCUACGCGCUCUUCCAGGCAGCCGAAGCUGCCAUCAUCAUCCUGGUGUACCGCGCCUACAGAACCGAGGUGCUCGGCAAGCAGGACCUGAAUGGAGAUGACGACGAUGACACCAACAUCACGUACAAGAGAAUGAAGGAGGAUGAGGAUGGUCCAUUUGACACUGCGUACGGUUCGGUAACCGUAAACAAUCCCAACUGCAUUGAGCUGGAGACUCAGGGAGGGGCAGGAAGCCCAACACCUCUGUAAUAGACACACAAAACAACAGGACAUCACUGUGAACACAUGCUUGAACUCUGCAAUAUAUUGUGACAUUCCACGUUUUUAUGUCGAUCGCUCACUGCUGAAGUAUUAAAGCUGUACUGCAAAUCUGAUUUCACAUAAAACAUAAGGAUUAGACGGGAAAUACAGCUCUGAAGCCUUUCAUCUAAAACGAGACCUCUAAACUCAUCGCAUGUUUAAGAAACUCUUCUAUUCAGAAAAACUAGGGGAAAAAAUAUAAAACUUAUGUCUUAAUCUUGGCCUUAUGCAUUAAUAUUUUAAUGAUUACUCAUAUUUAGAGUUCUAAGAAUAAAUCAUUCCUGGGAAUGAAUAAAUUUACGAUCCUAAAUGCUUCGCUUAAAGACACUUCUAAAUAUUAUAACAUUUACCUGAUUCACAUAUAGGACUAUUGAAAUAAAAGCCUUACGUCGAAUCUCAGAAAUAAACUUACAGGUGAUGAAGAAACUCCAAAUUCAUGACUUUUAUUCAGUGUAUAUACGAAGGCACAAUAGGAUUUGGGUAAGUGAUCACUAAGGUGCCAAAAGGAGUUAUUAAGACUGGACCAUCACUACUUCUUUUAUUAAAAUACAGAAUUGAUCUGUAACAGAUAUGUUUACAGUAAAUGAGAUGAAGGAGUCAGGUAUAUAAGUAUACUGUUAAUAAAAGCGUCCUAUCGCUCAGCCUUA